AGUCAAAGCCAUUUAUGUUCAGCAGAGGAACCCACCAUGGCCUCCAACAACGAUGCUACAUCAUGCGAUUCCUCGUACUUGGAUGAAUUUGGUAGUAUAAACAAAAUCAACUUCAUCCACUUCCGGGGUUUCGAAAGACACCCAAAAUCGCACCAUUCAGUCUCCAGCGAAAUCUUGAAUGAAAUUGAAUCCCCUUCAUCAGAAUCUGCCCAAACAUUGCCACCAAUGAAGAUCUCUUGACCGAAAUAUUACUGCACUUGCCCCCAAAAUCUCUACUUCGUUUCCAGACAGUUUCGAAAAAUUGGCUUUCAAUUAUUAGCAGUCCCCUAUUUCGUCGUCUCCACACCCGUAAGAAUGCUAGGUCCUCUGCCUCCACCAUCGGUUUCUUCUUGUGUCGGAACCCCAUUUUCAAUUUUCUUUCGCUGCACGGGGAAAAUUUAUCUACAAUGAGUAUGAUGAACGCAAGAUUCUCCAGUAUACGUGAUGGUAAAAUAAUUUAUCAUAUGAAUUCUGGUAAUGGACUAUUUUGCAUAGAUUUUAAAAUGGGUGAUGGUAAAAUAGUUUAUCAUAUGAAUUCUUAUAAUGGACUAUUUUGCCUAGAUUUUAAACUGGGUGAUGGGAAGAGGGAGUUUUACAUUUACAAUCUCACCACUGGUAAAUACAAGUUUAUUCCACUACCGUACGUAAUCGAACCCCAAUUAAUAAAAACUAUGAAUAUAGCUUUUGAUCCUGAAAAGUCAGAGGAUUACGAUGUUGUGUGUGUUCGGUUGUCUGUGUCUGAAAUUCAACUCAGGAUCGCGGUGUAUUCUUCAGGUGAUGGGGUGUGGAGGCAUUCUACUGAGUGUUAUGACUGUAAUGAAUAUGGAGCAGUGGAUUUAUGUUGUGAUUGUGGUGUUUUCUGGAAUAGGGCUGUUCAUUGGGUGAUUCAAACAGGCCCCUUCUUUUGCUUUGAAAUUGGUAAUUGCAGCUUCAGAUCAAUGCCUACAACUCCGAUUCCUGAAGAACAAUCUCAGAGGAACAUCGAAUACUUUGGGGAAUCUGUAGGGCAUUUGCAUCUCAUUGGUCAAAAUUCUCAUCAAAGUACAAAAUUUGAUAUUUUCGAGCUGGAAGUUGAUUACUCUGCGUGGUUUGUCAAGUACCAUGUUAAUUUAGACUCUUUACCCAAACUUUACCCUGCCAUGGUGAAUCCACCAGAAGAGUAUGUAUAUUCGAACGUAUUUUCAACAAUUUGUUUUCUUGAAGAUGAGAAAUAUAAGGCUAGGCUAUUGCUAGGGCUUCCUGGGAAAAUUAUUUUAUACAACUUGGGAAAUGGGACGAUCAAAGAGCUUGCGGAUGUGAAGCCAGCUUCUUUGUCUUGUUAGAUGGCUUUGA
Messenger RNA from Lycium ferocissimum, 1371 nucleotides. RefSeq lists its product as uncharacterized. The transcript has a single exon. The record is from RefSeq and is a predicted model, not a curated record. The coding region runs from base 447 to 1361 and encodes 304 amino acids. Lineage: Eukaryota; Viridiplantae; Streptophyta; Magnoliopsida; Solanales; Solanaceae.